Messenger RNA from Aphanomyces astaci, 156 nucleotides. RefSeq lists its product as hypothetical. NCBI's taxonomy places the organism in Eukaryota, Oomycota, Saprolegniomycetes, Saprolegniales, Verrucalvaceae. The record is from RefSeq and is a predicted model, not a curated record. The coding region runs from base 1 to 156 and encodes 51 amino acids. The transcript has 2 exons.
AUGGCGGCGCUAAACGUCAUAGCCAACAUCCAGCCAUCCUUUGUCAUCUCGGACGCCGCAUUUGCCGCCAAGCGAUUGCCACCGGCGUUGCUGCUGUACUCGUACUGCUGGUACAUCCAUCCAUCCUCUGUGAAAAUCAUGAUUGUUGGGACUUGA